Molecule: messenger RNA, 1006 nt
Organism: Lucilia sericata (common green bottle fly)
Lineage: Eukaryota; Metazoa; Arthropoda; Insecta; Diptera; Calliphoridae
Exons: 7
Coding region: 113-985 (290 amino acids)
Source: RefSeq, a predicted model, not a curated record
GUGAUAAUAACAAUUUACUCGUACUUUCCCAAACGACAAAUAGCCAGCACAGUUUGUCAUCCAUACAUCCAAUCACACGAUUUAAUGGAAACUUAAAAUCAGUGCGAAUAAAAUGCAUGAAACAGUUAAAUCGAGAUCAACAACACCUCAUUGCGAAUAUGGAAAAACGGCUGUUACGGAAACGCUUCAACUACUACAGAAAUGGAAUUUAUUGGAAUUACAAAAUAAAUUUAAAGAACACGAAGUCACAUUACGUUCCCUAAUCUAUCUCACCGAUGAAGAAAUUUCUGAACUCAUACCAAAAAUUGGCAUACGAACCAUAUUUCGGGCCAUGUUAAAAGAAUGGAGACAAACGUACGAUGCUAUAGCAUAUCCCAGAGCAUCCACAGCAUCAAUAGGGGAUGUGGAUAGUGAUUCAUAUUUAGAUCAAAUAGAGUUAAAAACAGAAUGUAAUUCCGAAGAUUUUGAUAUGCAAAAUUUUUCAACAGAAGAAAAUGAUUUUCAACUAGAGACCAUGAAAGAAUCACAGGAAAAUGAACAAAAAUUAGAUAACAACAACAAUGAAACGCUAGUUCCACCAGAUCCUGUAACGGCCAGAAAACUAAGAAAUCAAUUCAGCUAUAAAGGAGAGCCAUUUAAUGUUUUCGAUAUACUUAACAGCUGUUCAGAUGGUCAAACUGUUAUGGAAUUUUAUAAAAUUCAUAAUUUUUUAGAUAUUAAAAAUCGUAAACGUGUUGUCAAUCUAUUAAUACGUAAUGUGGUGGAGCGUAAAGUUGAAAAAUAUACAGCAAUAUUUCACGAUAUGACGCGACAACUGUUAGAAUUAUUUCCAUCCGAAAAAUAUGAAACCUAUUUUGUGCCGCAUAAUGGACCCAACUCAGCACGUGGUGCUUUAUACUAUAGAUACUCAAAUUACACCCGACAAUUGCGUAAAGAAGGCUUAUUGGCCUAUAAAAAGCAUAAACCAAAAGUUUAUACAAAAUAAACAUAUUAAAGAAAUAAUUAA